This is a messenger RNA of Schistosoma mattheei, 528 nucleotides long. The record is from the annotation of a GenBank genome assembly. NCBI's taxonomy places the organism in Eukaryota, Metazoa, Platyhelminthes, Trematoda, Strigeidida, Schistosomatidae.
AUGGCAAAACUUUUGUGUAGCAGUUGCCAGAAUUUUACUGUGAUGAGCAAUGAAGGAGUAUCUUUUUCAAAACUAAAUAGCUCCAACCUGUUAUUAACUACUUGUCAACCAAAGGAUUUGGAUGAUGAUAUGAGUGACAAUAGACUAUUAAAGCUGAAGAUAUUAGAACUUUCAUCAGAAUUACAGAGGAAUAUGAUUUAUUUCAAUCGACGUUUAGGGGCGACUGAAUAUGAACUGGAACAAUGUAAAAAAACAAAUGAAGAUUUGUUAAGCAAACAGAAUUUAGAAAUUCAAUCUUUGCAACAUGAGAAUGAAACAUAUCGUAACCAGAUAUCAGUUUUAGAAAUUGAUUUGGAACAGCAUAAACAAGCCGUUCAACUAAAACAAGAUAAAAUUGAUCAAAUGGAAGCAUAUUUAGCUAAAUUACCAACACUAGAAGAUUAUCAAGAAACUUUAAAUAAGUUUCAAUUCAUUAAAAAUCAAAAUGUAUUAUUAGAAAAUCAUAUUGAAGAAUAUAAAUUAAAUUAA